Culicoides brevitarsis is the source of this 4600-nucleotide messenger RNA. RefSeq names its product tubby-related protein 4 (gene Tusp). The record is from RefSeq and is a predicted model, not a curated record. Bases 74 to 4504 code for a protein of 1476 amino acids. Lineage: Eukaryota; Metazoa; Arthropoda; Insecta; Diptera; Ceratopogonidae. Gene Ontology annotation, biological process: intracellular signal transduction. Gene Ontology annotation, molecular function: protein binding. The transcript is spliced from 10 exons.
UCACAUCAUCAACCAACCAAUCAUCGAUUAACAGUAUAUCCAACAAGAACAUACCUACAACGGAUUAGGAAUAAUGCAUUUGCAUUUUGAAAAGAACACAAACACAAAAUGUGAUUGCUCGAUAUUGUCAUUGUCAUGGAUGGGAAAGGUGCCAGAUGACAUUUUGGAGGAUGAAGGAUGGAAACUAAACCGAACAAACUAUUAUCAGGAAGGAUGGCUAGCUACAGGAAACAUUCGUGGAAUCGUGGGAGUUACAUUUACCACAUCGCAUUGCAAAAAGAACGUCGACUAUCCCGUAAGGAGUAACUUUAACUUACGAGGACACCGAUCUGACGUUAUUUUAGUGAAAUGGAACGAACCCUAUCAAAAACUUGCAUCCUGUGACAGCUCCGGCAUAAUUUUUGUUUGGAUUAAAUAUGAAGGUCGAUGGAGCGUGGAAUUGAUUAAUGAUCGUAAUACACCAGUAACACAUUUUUCAUGGUCACAUGAUGGCCGAAUGGCAUUAAUUUGCUAUCAGGAUGGAUUUGUAUUGGUAGGAAGUGUCGCUGGGCAACGAUAUUGGUCAUCUAUGUUGAAUCUAGAUGCAACUAUAACAUGUGGCAUUUGGACACCAGAUGAUGAUCAAGUGUACUUUGGUACGACACAAGGGCAAAUUAUCGUGAUGGAUGUGCAUGGUGCAAUGGUAUCGCAAAUUCAAUUGUGUUCCGAUGUUGGAAUUACGGCGAUGGCAUGGUCAUGUGAAAAGUUUAAAAUGGAAGAAGGUGAAGAUUCCGAAUCUGGGAUUAACAGUUCUUCACGGCGAACAUUUGUGUUAGCUGUUAGUUUUCAAAAUGGAUAUAUUUAUUUAUUAAAAUCAUAUGACGACGUUUCUCCUUGCCAAAUUAAUACAAACCUAAAUGGAUCAAUGGGGUUUCUAAUGGAAUGGAGUAAUUCACGGGAGCUCCUUGCUGUAGCAGGUACUGCAAUAGAAGAUGGACAUAGUCAUACAUUAGAUGUAAAUGGAGCGAUUUUAUAUAAUAAUUUAUUGAAGUUUUAUACUGAGACCGGAAUGUUGCUUUACACUGCAAAAAUUCCCAAUAACACGUCUCCGGUGUCUGCGCUCACGUGGGGCCACAAUGACAAACGAAUUUUUAUUGCAACUGGCACUAUGGUGCACAUUGCAUGGGUUUCACGCAGAGUUGCGUCUCUACAAUUAUUAUGUCGUCUACAAAUACAAUCAUCUUUGAGUUGUGAACAAUAUUUAUCAAUUUUGCCAUUGCCAGUCAGAUUACGAUCUCUAAUAAGCAAUUUGUUUGCUCAAACAAUACGAUGUUGUGUACCUGAUCUUAAAUCACUUAGAGAAUUUGUAUCCAGACCACCAUCACAUUCGACACGUUUACAUUGUACAAUGAUCCGUCACGACGAUGAAUCCAAUCAAAGUUCAGGGACAUGCUAUACACUAUAUUUAGAAUUUUUAGGCGGACUUGUGCCAUUGCUAAAGGGCAAGCGUACGUCUAAGAUACGUCCAGAAUUUGUAAUUUUUGAUCCACAAAUAGAUGACAGUACACUCCAGCGAUUUGCCAAUUUUUCUGCUACUGCUGUUUCUUCGUCAACUGAUAAUAAACAAUCUAAUAACAAUAAUAAUUACAGUGCCAUAAAUGCAGGGCAUACAGACUCAUCAGAGAGUGACUUUGAGGAAGGUUGCCGAUCACCAAGGCUGCACCGCAAGAGAAAAGCUCGAAGUAAAAAACGCGUUUCGAAUGAUAAGUCUCCAAAUCAAACAACAGAAUGUUCUGAUAACAACGAUGAACUAACAUAUUUAGAUACAUUACCUGAGCAUGUCAAAUUAGUCGAGGUAACGUCAAAUAUUUGGGGAACUAAAUUUAAAAUUCAUGGUUUAGCAAAAACGCUUCCUGCCAACUUGGGUCAAGUUACCUACAAAACAUCAUUGUUACAUUUGCAACCAAGACAAAUGACACUUGUGAUCACUGAGCUGCGAGACAAUUUUCCACUUGGUCCAGAUCCCAAUUUCAAUCCAAACAUCUUUUCUGAGGAUGAGGAAGAGCAACAACAACUACAACACGCCUCUCCAACGCAUAAGCCUCCACAUUCCAAGAGCUCUAGAUUUCACAUGAAUGAUCAUCAAUCUGCACCUCCUAUAGCGCCAAUGUCACCUCGUCCCAAUCGUUUUCCCUCACGACCUCGAAACAAUCAUCAGCAGUCCUCUUUAGCGAAUAACAAUAACACUUGUCAAAGACCACCGAUUUUGCCGUUGGGACCCCUAGCGAAAGCCGAGUCGUAUGAAGAUGAUGAAGAAGCCACAUCUUCUCAUACGGACUCACGCAAUUGCCAAGGAUCUAGUUAUUCUCGAAUUGUUUCACAAUACAGUCGUAGCUCGUCAGCUAGUAGUAACCAGUCACGAGUUGCUAUCUCACCUCUCUACUGUGAGGGAUCAGUACCGCAAUUGCAAUCGCCAAAGAAUGCAGUCGCUCCAAGUGAUAUUAUUUUUGAUCGUCCACCCGCUGGCGGGCAAACUACACUUAUGAGUUAUUCCAGUAACACAGAUUACACAAACAACGUUGUCCAAGUAAAAAACGCCCUAACAAAUCACGAUCAUUCAUCUAGAACAAAUGCCCAUGUGACUCCUGUUCCUCUGAACCUUAACUUGAAUUUGGAACGCGUUGAGAAGAUUAGACCGAGCACAACAAAUAAUUCUGGAGUAGUAAGGAAACAAAAAGACUUACAAUUUAUUGAUGAAGAAACACCGUCCAAAGUAUCGACACCAGCUACGGGAACACACUCGGCCAUGAAACGCACACCAACAGUAAUUUCAAUAUCACCUGCAGGAAUACCAGAUUCAAUAACACGAAGUUGCAGCGUUGGCUAUUUAGACGAUGUUGAAAUGGUUCCAAGUGAUGUAGCUCUAUCGAUGUUGAGAAAAGAGACUCCUUACAAACGGCUUGUGUUAGUUGACAAGAAACGUCAGCGCAAAAAACGUUUGAACGACAACAUGAACAAACGACAAAGACUUCGACCUGCCGUUAAAUCAAAAAGUUUGGAUUUUGGCGAUAUUAUUGAUACGCCAAACAUUCGUCAAGAUUUGUUGAAUUUGUUCCAACAAAUGCCCAAGGUUAGUGAAUCAUCGGAAAACGAUGACGCAUCGUCGUCAGACCACACAACAUCACCAGCGGCACAAUCGUCGCCCUCAUCAAUUCCACAAUCAUCAACUAGUAGUAAAUUCAACUUCAAAAAUAACCUCAGAGAACGAUUCAGUGGUUAUUCAAGAACUCCCAUUUUAAAUCGGAAAGAACGUCCAAAGUCGUGUUCCAUUUGCAAACAAAUUUCGCCCACAGUCCAUUCGAAAGAAACGGUUUGUGCGACAUGUCGAGCUUCAGUCUGUACCAAUUCACCCUGUGCAAGUCCAAAACACCUUCGAAAGUCAUUGCACGAACACCAAACACACAUUCUAGAUCUUCCUGGAACAAGUACGAGUACGUUGAACAGAACAAGCCUUAGUAGCUCUUUAGCCAAGUCAAGUAUUGAAAAGAAGGCGGCAUCUAAACGAAAUUUAGAAAUUGUAACGAGUUUCACAGACAGUCCAUUAUUUUCGAGAAAACAUCGCCAUAGUUCUCUAAUAGAGUCUCAAAACUCUAGUGGAAACAGCAGCGUAGUUAUGAGAUACCACGGAAGUGAAACCAGCACCCCAUUAUCUGCACGACGACACAGUAAAGGAACGAGAGAUGAAAACGAUUCGAAGCGUAGGCAUAAAGAUAUGAACAAUACGGAUACUAUUGAAACCGAAUUAUUACCAGUUGAGGUUACGCCAGUAGAGCCAAGGAGCUACGUAUCGUUACAUACUCAGGCCCUUACAACUUUGGAAAAUAUCAUAAGUCGUUUGCGUGACUUAGACGAGGGCAGAUUCAAUACUCCGCCAUCAUCUCCAGCACGUCAACCCCGAAGUUCGCCAGCAUCUCCAGCUUGUAGUAAGAAGGGCAAACAGAGACAUCAAAGCUCGUCGCCCAUUCGCCAAAUUUUGAACUCACCCUUGCUAAAUCGGAGACAACGCCACAAAAAUAAGCAGCAAAAUGAAAGUUCUGAUGAUGAAAAUUUAACGUUGACACAAAACAUGUGCGAAGAAAACAGUAAUACGAGUAUAGGAAACGGAAAAAGCUAUAGAGAUCUUGAAACUUUCCAAAAGGCACAACUAAGACAAAAGUUAAAACGUGGAAAAAUUGAGCCAAAUGGUAUUUCGAAUUCUUCUCAGGCUGCACCAUUCCGAAGAGAAUUUGUGAUGCACAACAAAGCACCGAUGUGGAAUGAAAAUAGUCAGGUAUAUCAACUUGACUUUGGUGGACGGGUAACGCAAGAGUCUGCUAAGAAUUUUCAGAUUGAGUUUCGAGGGAAACAAGUCAUGCAAUUUGGGCGCAUUGAUGGUAACGCUUACACCCUCGAUUUCCAAUAUCCGUUUUCAGCAUUACAAGCCUUUGCCGUCGCAUUAGCAAAUGUAACACAACGUCUCAAGUAAUAUUUAAAAUCAUGUGGAAAUUUAUGUUAUGCUAUUCAUAAUGGAACUAGGCAUGCGAAUAAAAUUACAUGUAAUUUGACAUGCUUUAAAAGAGAG